Nilaparvata lugens (brown planthopper) is the source of this 3023-nucleotide messenger RNA. Its product is annotated as maltase 2. Lineage: Eukaryota; Metazoa; Arthropoda; Insecta; Hemiptera; Delphacidae. Gene Ontology annotation, biological process: carbohydrate metabolic process. The transcript has 9 exons. Bases 70 to 1806 code for a protein of 578 amino acids. The record is from RefSeq and is a predicted model, not a curated record.
UCUACAAAAAUCGUCAUUCUCAGUGGAACCUUCAGUUCAACUCAAUGCACAGAUCUUACUAAAUUUAAAAUGGUGUCACAUACUCGGAGUAAAGCACCUCACACUGCCGUUUUCUUCUUUAUCCUCGUUUCCUCUUUGUGCUGUCCUUCGCACGCAGGAUGGAAUGGCUGGGAUAAGGAGUUGGAUUGGUGGCAGGAUACGAUUGUCUAUCAAGUUUAUCCUGCAUCGUUCCAGGACUCGGAUGGCGACGGAAUUGGAGACUUGAGAGGAAUUCUUUCAAGACUGGACUAUUUCGUUGAAUCUGGGAUCAAAACAUUCUGGGUGUCGCCAAUUUUCAAAUCACCUAUGGCCGAUCUUGGCUAUGACGUAUCAGACUUUGAGAGUAUCAACAAUCUCUUCGGAAAUAUGGAAGAUUUCAAGGAGCUGAUGAAAGCAGUGCGUGAAAAAGGACUGCGCAUCCUGAUGGACUUUGUUCCCAACCACACAAGCAACGAACACGAUUGGUUCAAGCGUUCUGUGCGGAACGAAACGCCCUACAAGGACUACUAUAUUUGGAAGAACGGCCGGAACCAGCCGGAUGGGUCAGUUCUGCCGCCCAACAACUGGCUCAGUCUGUUUGGAGGAUCCGGGUGGACGUUUGUGCCCGAGAGGGGUCAAUACUACUAUCAUCAGUUCAGUGUCAAACAGCCCGAUCUUGACUUCCGGAACCCCAAAGUCAGGGAGGAGAUGUAUGAUGUGCUGAAAUACUGGCUGGACCUGGGUGUUGACGGAUUCCGCAUGGACGCCGUGAAGCAUCUGAUGGAAGACUCGUCGUUCAACGAUGAGACCUACAUCGACCCACGAGGCAACCACAUGAGUUACCUCAACAUGUACCACAACCUCACCACUGACUGGCACGAGACGUAUGACCUCAUCUAUGAAUGGAGACAGUUCCUCGACAACUAUGCCAGCAACUCCUCUGAUACCCACACCAGGUUGGAGAUCACCACAAAGAUAGGUAACCAUGACAACCACAGGGUAGCGACUCGACUGGGUGAAGACAUGGUGGAUGCUAUGGCGAUGCUAUCCAUGCUGCUGCCUGGUACGUCUGUCACCUACCAGGGCGAGGAGCUAGGACAACCUGACACUCUCAUACGGCGAGACCAGAUCAAAGAUCCCAACAACAACGGCUUGGGUGUGCUCGAUGUCAGGGACCCUCAGAGGGGUCCUUUUCUCUGGAACGACUCAGAAAAUGCUGGUUUCACAUCAAGGAAAAAGCCGUGGGAGCCAAUUCACCCAUCCUACUGGAAGCUGAACCUGGAAAGUCAGAAAGUAAACGAAAACAGUCACUUCAGGAUCUACCAGAGGUUGGCCGCCUUACGAAAGCAUGUCACAAUCCAGAAGGGAACCCUCACUACACAUGUAUUAUCUGAAUGGGUGUUUGCAUUUGUCAGGAGACACGCGGACAACGAUACAUAUGUGGUAGUGAUCAACUGUGGAAGCGAGAGGGAAGUAGUCGUACUGAGAGAUGAAAUAUCAAGGCUGCCAGAUUACCUGGAGGUGGUUGUUCCGAGUCUCAAUUCAGGAUACAAGAUCGGAGAUAUAGUGAACCCUGACGCUCUAGUUGAUAUCAGAGCCAGGCUUCUAGUUUUAAGACCGAAAGCAUCGGUUGUUCUCCGCAGCAGUUUCUCCAGGAUGCCCACACCUGACGAUGAUGGCAAAAGCAAGAAGAAAAAUAGUUCAACGUCACUGCAGCCCUUAUCAACUGGUGCUUUAUUCUUUUCAGCAUUAGUUUUGCUACUAAGGUUAAACAUGUCUUGGAUUUAGCUUUUCUACUAGAGAUAAACAGUGUAUUGGCUUUAGUUCAUUUAUUUAUUUAUUCAUUUAUUGUAUAAAACACUAUACCGGUAAUCAUAAUACAAUUAUGACAUUGGAGAAAAAACUAGGCUGAGCCUGUUCUAUUUCUCUCCAAAAUUUUGAUAAAAUGUUAAUGUUAAUUAAGAAUUCUUAGUUUCUGUUGUUUUUGAGUGAAAAAGAACUAAAUUUCAGAAAAGUGGAAUCAUAACCUCAUUUCGAACUUUUAAAUUAUUAUCUAAAUUUGUGGAGAGAAAUAGUACAAGGAGUAUCCUUAGUUUUUCUCUCCCAUUCAGUGUUUCUUGUAAAAAUUAGAAUAAUAAAAUAAAAUAAAUAAAUAAUGUUGUCCAAAAGUUAAGGUUAUGUAAUCACACACUGCUUCGUCACUUGAUUUUCGAUCCAGGAAUAAUGAAUUGAAAAUUUUGGAUUUUGAAGUUUUCUUACUAAGAUUUAUUAAAUAUGUCUUAGCUCUAAGGAUGGAAAUUUAAUUAAUUUAAUAAUUAUUAAUUCUUAGCUCCAAGUUUGAUAAUAAUAGGAUCAAACAUGGCAUGGUUUUAGCUCCACUGCUACUCAUGUCUGAAUUUGGAAUCAAACUGGAGUUAAUAAAAAGGAAAUAUAUCCUGAAGAUUCAAGAACGCUUUGGAGUGUCAUAAGAGUUCUACUAGCAUUUUUUGUUAACAAUACUAUGGGAUAGUGAUAUUUAUUUUCUUUGAAUGUGAGAGAUAGAUGCUUUAGGCUACAGGCUACUGUCUGAAUUCGGAAUCAAACUGGAGUUAAUCAAUAGGAAAUGUGUCCUGAAAAUUUAAGAACGCUUUGGAGUGUCAUAAGAGUUCUACUAGCAUUAUUUGUUAACAAUACUAUCGGAUGAUGAUAUUUAUUUUCUUUGAAUGUGAGAGAUAGAUGCUUUAGGCUACAGAAAAAGAUAGAGACUAAGAACUCUGCAUGUUUCUUGGUUUUUCUAAUGAGGAAUUGACGUUUCUUCCCUAACAUCAUUCAUUAGUAAUUAUUCAUUAUAUCAUCAACUUUAUUAAUUAGAAAUAAUCUAUUUUUUCGAGUAUUAUAUUAAGAAUAGUAUUUCACAAAUUAAUAAAACAAUAUAAAAAUCUUGAAUUACCCUUUAUUGUUUAAAAAAAUUUAAAAUAGUUCAACAACUAGUUUCGACCCUAACUUGAGUCUAAAACUAUUUUAAA